Messenger RNA from Saccoglossus kowalevskii, 487 nucleotides. Its product is annotated as tyrosine-protein kinase receptor Tie-1-like. Lineage: Eukaryota; Metazoa; Hemichordata; Enteropneusta; Harrimaniidae. The record is from RefSeq and is a predicted model, not a curated record.
AUGACUUAUACAAUACAGCGCAACUCAACUACAAGUACAGGUAUACCAGGUGUAUAUUACUGUAACACUUCAGAUGUGUCAAUACAAACAGUACAAGUAGCAUCACAAGCUGAAAUAAAGCCAGAGAGUCAAACCAAGACAGUGAGUUGGGGAGAUGAUGUAACAUUGACAAUGACCACAUCAAAAACUGGAUUGAACUGGAAACAUAAUGGUUUGGAUAUAGAAGCAUGGAAUGGACAAAGUAGUAUUACUAUUACAUCAGCUAAACCAUCAGAUGCUGGAAUUUAUGAAUGUUAUACUACUGAACAGCAACGAGAAAAUGGAAAGAAUGGUUUUAUGAGACUUAUUGUUAGACGUUGUCCUAAUGGUAAAUAUGGUGAUACAUGUCUACUUAACUGUCCUACAUGUUAUAAUGGAGGUAUAUGUAAUUCAGACACUGGAGAAUGUAUAUGUCCACCAGGAUUUACAGAAGAUGACUGUAAUACAG